AUGUCCUCGGCCGCUUUGCAGCCUACCCAUCACACAACAGCUCUGGCAUCACCGCCUUUGGUCGCAGCCUCACCCAGCAGCCGGCAGUACACGUCGAACCACUCUUCCCCAUCUCACGAGGCGUACAAUGCCAAUCUGCAAAACAACUUUGCCUCUCCUGCAUCGUCACAACGCCCCUCGAGUCGACCGAGCGGAAACGGCGCGUCUGUAAACACUCCGGACCCGACUUCGCCCAUGACGUCCCGAGUUGUCCCCGCCAGCCCUGUCGCCGUCGCGCCCUCUUCCCCAGACUACCAAUCCUCAUCUUCCGAACAACGCAGAAACAUGCCUCCCGUUGCCCCCCCUCGAACGUCCUCGACGAAUUACUCGGGCGCUACUACCACUACGACUACCACGAAAAGACGCGAUCACGCUGCCGACAAGGCGGCAUCGUCACCGCGACGCGGUCAAGCAGAUGGAACGAAUGGUAAUGUCGAUUAUACCUACUCCGACGACGGUGCCGCUUCACGCAGCAGAAGAUCGCACCAACAAAUGCCUCCUGACUCCCCCCAUCGAUCGAGCGGCAACCGUCCUGGGAGCCAGCCGACUGUGAUUCCUGUACGAUCACAUGCACCUCCCCAGACAACAACAGCAUCACCCAAGCAGCCCUCGCGCGAAGCAAGCGAGGUUCUCAACCGAAUGGUGGUCUCUCAGCCUGAAGUAGACAUCGCCCGCGAAAAGGAGCGACUGGCAGAAGCUCAGUCUACGCGCAUAGGAUCAUCACAUGAUGACGCCGCACCUCCCCCAAUCGUCGGCAUGUCCGAGCAUGAUGAUGGCAGACGUGGCGGCAGAAGCCGGCAUGAUCACUCCGGGAAGCGUGAGAAGGUGGUCAGGUUCGGCGACUACGUUCUUGGAAAUACCAUCGGCGAGGGCGAGUUCGGAAAAGUAAAGCUCGGCUGGAAAAACGAUAACAAUGUGCAAGUCGCUAUCAAGUUGAUCAAGCGGGAUAGUGUCGGCAACAACCCCUCCAGAUUGGCCAAGAUCUAUCGCGAAAUUGCUAUCCUCCGGGGCAUUUCUCACCCUAAUAUCGUCCGCCUUCACGAGAUGGUCGAAACCGAGAGGCACAUUGGUAUUAUUCUCGAAUAUGCCUCUGGUGGUGAGCUGUUCGACUACAUUCUGAACCAUCGCUACCUGAAGGAUAAUGCCGCGCGAAGGCUGUUCGCCCAGCUAGUUUCUGGUGUCGGCUACUUGCACAAGAAAGGCAUCGUUCACAGAGAUCUCAAAUUGGAGAAUCUGCUUUUGGACCGGAAUCGCAACAUAAUCAUCACGGAUUUUGGUUUCGCCAACACCUUCGAUGCCGAGGAAGAGCUUUCCGAAGAGGAAGAACUCAAUCUCAGCGACCGUGACUUUGUCAAGAAAUUGGGACUGGAUAGAGUCAAGACCAAUGGCACAAGGAAGGGCGACUUAAUGCAGACAAGUUGCGGCAGUCCCUGCUACGCUGCGCCAGAGCUUGUUGUGAGCGAUUCUCUAUACACCGGCCGCAAGGUUGAUGUAUGGAGCUGCGGUGUAAUCUUGUACGCAAUGUUGGCUGGCUACCUUCCCUUUGACGACGAUCCAGCGAACCCCGAAGGCGACAACAUUAACCUACUGUACAAAUACAUUGUGAACACGCCUCUGACUUUCCCCGAAUACGUCACCCCCCACGCUCGCGACCUUCUCAGGCGAAUCCUUGUCCCCAACCCCCGGAAAAGAGCAGACCUGUUUGAGGUAGCUCGGCAUAGCUGGUUGAGCGAGUACGCUCAUGUCGUGGAGUUCAUUACUAGUAGCACCACGACGCCCAACCAGAUCCAAAACACGACGGUACCCUCGGAAGACGACGACUUUGCAGAAGCAUCUGGCAUCGGACGAAGCGCCUCGGUCCGGGAAUCCUCCAAGACGAAAGCCAACACGCCAACAUCAGUGGGAGGUCUCGCCAGCAAACACGCCAAAAUCGAUGCUGACGCCGAGGCAGCAGCCAUUGCUAAGGCGCACAAAGAUAACAAACGUCGCACGGUGCAGGUCGAGUACGUGGCUCCGACGACGCAGACACAAAGAGGAGAGGCGGCUGCUGCAGGAAGUAAGUCGAGGGCGCGUUCGAGCAGCCAAGGUCCUGUGGAGGUUGCGGAGAACCAAAACUCCCAGGAGAAGCCCCUCCCUAGAGACCCUCCUGUCUCGAGAGAUUCGUACAGAGCGAGUCGACAAGGCACGCGCCCUCCAAGUGCUCACCGCAACACGGCAGCCGCACCCUCAAGACCGACUCGCGAGACCCGGACGACCUCUGAGAACGCUUUCGCACCUUCAGCAUCAGGUGCGCAGGCUUCCGGAAGACCUCAAACAGGCGGCUCAAUGGCAUCAGGCUCAAUGGGACUGGGAGCUGGAGCUCGUGGAUCGUACGGCCAACCAAUCCCCCCGGCCGUCGCAGGUACUAAUGCUCAUGGAAGGAUUCAACAACCCACUACCCAGGAUUCACAGGCUAUGGGACGACCGAGCGUCAGCGUUCCGCCAAAGUUUGCCAAGGUUGCUGGAUUCGCCCCAGAACAACAAGCCGCGCAGAGCCAGACGCCUCCUCAGUCAAGCGAUGGCAGAGGACAUGGACACAAGCGCUCCAACACCAUCGGCUCCCUACUGGGUCGGAACGGGUCGAUCUUUGGGGGUAAGAACCGCAAGAGACCCGAAUCGCAGAUUGCAGACAAGAGUCGGAAAUACCCUCCAGUCAGCAUGCCUAACAACAUGCCUGCUGAAGGUCAGCCCCGGCCUUCGAUAGACUCGAGGGCCUCUCGGCGGUCCUUCUCUUUAGGUCUUGGAAAGAAACGCAGCGGUAGCAUCGCUGGCUCCCAAACCUCCCACGAGAAGCAAAACAGGCGUUUCUCGUUGAUCCCGCAGUCAUUUUCGCUGAGGGCUAUUGGCAUCGGCAGAGACUACGAUCGUCCGCCGUCUGAGCCUCAGUCUCAGCCCGACCUUCCCAUCCAAGACCCCCCUGAGGUUGAUGAGCAUGGAAGAUACGUCGACUCACGGGAACAGUCUCGAGGCUAUGAUGGUGGUUAUGACCAGAGUUACCGACAGCCGCCGGGCUCUAGCUCUGCUCCCCAAUUGCAACGUCAAGAUUGGCAAGAUCAACAGCAGCAGCAAGGCUACCAACAGCAGCAGCAGCAGCAGAACGUGGGCCCAAUUGGGCAGCCCAGCGCAGUACCUGCCUACAUGCAGCAGGGUACUGGUCUCAACACAGGAUCGGAGUCUUCUUUCGAAAACGCCCAAAACCGGAGACACACUGGUGCUCCGUACAACGCCAGCGGAUACUCCGAGUCUGAGGGUUACGACGGACAGCAAUUUGGCUCGUCCCGCGGAAAUGGCCGGUCUGGCGUGCUACAGAAGAAUAAGAGAUUCGAGAGCGCAGAAUACGGUGGCCAUCAAGGCAGCAGCGGAGCCGCCAAGAGAGUUAUGGACUUCUUCCGGAGACGCGGCAAAGCGAGAGGUGGCGACGAGAGGUAG
Colletotrichum godetiae is the source of this 3507-nucleotide messenger RNA. RefSeq lists its product as uncharacterized. Gene Ontology annotation, cellular component: cytoplasm. Gene Ontology annotation, molecular function: protein serine/threonine kinase activity; ATP binding. The coding region runs from base 1 to 3507 and encodes 1168 amino acids. NCBI's taxonomy places the organism in Eukaryota, Fungi, Ascomycota, Sordariomycetes, Glomerellales, Glomerellaceae. The record is from RefSeq and is a predicted model, not a curated record. The transcript has 3 exons. Gene Ontology annotation, biological process: protein phosphorylation; intracellular signal transduction.